AUGUCUGCCGGAGCCGUCACGUUGAAUAGUGCCUCGGCACACUCUGUCCCAGCAAUUAGCAAUGAGACAUGUGCUCAGUCGGCAAUUUCUGAGAUGCAUGACAAGGUGCUGCACCAGUUCGCUCAGUUCGAGACCUCACGUCGGCUGAUUGCGUGCCUUGUCAACGAGGGCAUGAUCGAUGCUUCAGUUGACCAGUCUGGCUACCUCAACCUCCGUCAGCCAAAGGAAUCGAAGGAAUCCAAAGGGCCGACGGUGAGAGUUGGUCUGACUGGAGAUGCAGCAAGAGAGUGGCUGGAGAGCACGUCCAAGCCGUACCUCCAGCCCAGUGAGCUGUCCGUGCCGAUCAUGAUCAGGCGCGAGCAGGAUGGUCAAGCUGAAGAUGUGGCUGAGACCGACCCGACUGUACUCUUCAGCCUUAUGUCGCCCUGGUUUACCACCGAGAAUACUAGCCAAGAGGCAAUUGACACAAUUACCCGGCAGCUGAAGAGCUCUGCGGAAAAUCAAGAGGAGUGGUUCCAUCUGGCCAAGCAUCAAUACUUGCCAACCCUCGCCGAUCCAGCCAUCGUGUGGGAGCAGAGCAUCCUGACGGGGCACCCGACUCACCCGAUGCACAGGAGCUGCUUCGCGCAGGAGCCCUUGGAGACGGUCUCGCCCAAGGACGUCCAGUCGCUGCGCAACCCGGAGAUCAAGUUCCUGGCCGUCCCAUCCUCAGACCUGCGCGUCACGGGAUCGUUCCAGACCCGCCUCCGACCUCUGCUGCAGAAGCUCGGUAUCGCCAACACCUUCCCUGGCACGGUCGUGGUGCCCUGUCUGGGGCGUCAGAUCCCUGCCAUUAGGUCCCGCUUCCCGAACGUUGAGGUGCUGCCGUCUCCACCCGUCACCGCGCGCGCCCAGGCCGCUACCAGGACGGUCUCCUUGGCGCCAGAGCUUGAAUCCCCAUACCAUCUCAAGCUCGCCUUGGCCUGCUUCAUCACCUCGGCCCUCCGCACUGUCAGCCCCUGGACUGCCUGUGUGGGCCCCGAAGCAGGAGAUGUCCUGUCAGACGUCCUGCCGGGGGAUUUGUGGGUCGCCCGCGAGGUCGCCAGCGUCACCGGCAGCGGCGCCGACUUUGACGAGGCAAAGCACAUCUCGUGUGUCCUGAGAGAGGAUCUGGAGCCUCGGGCAAAUGCUCUUGGCGAGACGCUCAUCCCUGCCGCUGCCCUCGCCGAAACGGACCUGGCCACGGGAAUAAGCAGUGCUGAGCGUGUGUUCGGCCUGGAUUCCAUCAACAAGCGUAAACAAUGGCUGCGGAGCUACGUCUCGACUCUGUUGCGGCUCGUGAUCCCACCAGCUCUGGAGUCGGGCGUGGCGCUGGAAGCGCAUGGCCAGAACAUGUUGGUCCGGGUCAACAGAUCCACAAAGGAGGUAACUGGGUUUGUCGUCAGGGAUUUCGGCGGCAUCAAGAUCCACAUGCCGACGCUUCGCGAGAGAGGCUACACCCUCUACAGCGCCUUGCCUGACAGCUUCGUGACCACUGAGGUUCGAGAAGAGGCUUGGGAUAUUCUCCACCAUACGCUGUUCAACAACAAUAUCAACCACCUCAUCCAGUCACUCGGCCUGCACCGCAACGGUGGGUGGGCCAUUGUCCGCGAGGAGCUCGACAAGGUCAUCAAUGAGUCGACAGUGGGCCCCCGAAAAGAGCUCCUCGAGUAUCUCUCCAAGGACCAGGUCCACUUGAAGUGCUUCCUGAAAAUGAAGCUUGAAGGGCUUUACAGAGAUGUGAGUUUGCUUCUCCCGCCGGUUGAGUUGGCAGUACUGGUAGCUAACCCUGUCAAAUUCUAA
This is a messenger RNA of Diaporthe citri, 1821 nucleotides long. RefSeq lists its product as uncharacterized. The coding region runs from base 1 to 1821 and encodes 606 amino acids. Lineage: Eukaryota; Fungi; Ascomycota; Sordariomycetes; Diaporthales; Diaporthaceae. The transcript has 3 exons. Gene Ontology annotation, biological process: siderophore biosynthetic process. The record is from RefSeq and is a predicted model, not a curated record.